Messenger RNA from Peromyscus leucopus (white-footed mouse), 1731 nucleotides. RefSeq lists its product as uncharacterized. The record is from RefSeq and is a predicted model, not a curated record. Bases 327 to 995 code for a protein of 222 amino acids. Lineage: Eukaryota; Metazoa; Chordata; Mammalia; Rodentia; Cricetidae. The transcript has 3 exons.
AAUUACUUCUUUCUCUGUACUAAGCAACCAUUGACAUUUAUCCACACUGGAAGUUAUCUUUGAGAGUCUUGAGACUUCUUGGGUGUCCGUUUACUCUAAACAUCUGAUAGUCUCCAGGAAGAACUUUAACACCAUUGGAUGGAUCCCCAAAUCUGCUCAUCUUAAUUUUGCCUUUGAUAUACAGUCAUCCUUAUCCUUUCAGUACUGUCUUCCAGACUCUGUGCUCAUGUAUCUUCAGGUGCUUCAUUUUCUCCCAUAAUUCCCCACCCAAUUCAAUAUUUCUUGUUACUACAAAGUAACUAAGACCAUCUGGAUCCAUCUUCCAAAUGUAUAAACUCACCUAUGAAACACAGAGUUCUGCUGAAGAGAAGAAGUGGAUCUUCAGAUUGACAAGCCUCAUUUGCAGCUUUAUGGUCUGGGGUUUUGAGAUAAGCCUAGCUACCAGUAGAUACUGGCGCCUGUGGGAAUUCAACAGCAAGGUUAUAAACCGGAUGUACCUUGGAUUGUGGGAAGCAUAUUAUUAUCAAGAAGUCAACAAAUCAGGUUCAAUAACCAGGAUGCCAAUGCACAGUGCUAUGAACUCCAACUGGACCAUUCCAAUAGAAAUUGAGUAUGCACGGGGCCUGAUCACAAUGGCUAAUUUCAUACAGCCCGUAGUCCUUCUUUUCAGCUCAGUGGCCAUUAUGGUCUGGCAGAUCAGGGCCCCAUACCCUGAUUUCGUGGUCCUGUGCUACAACACUUCUGUCUUUUGUAUGAGUCUCAACAUCAUUUGCACAGUUUUGGCUGUGAGUGGGAAUUAUGUAGUGGACAUUUAUGGUAAAAGCACCCUUGACUUCCCAGCAAUGUUUCCCAUUAGAAAACAUGAUCUGGUAAGGAAGCGGAAAACCCACGUGUUCCCACUUGGGAUGCUGACAGCUGUGCUUUCACUCAUCAGCAUUCUUGGGUUGUUGUAUGAGAUAUGGUUACUGAAACCAAAGACCAGAGGUAAGCCCUGAUUGCCUCAAUGAUAGCCUGAGCUGAGGGCUCCUGUAUCAGCAACAUCUGCCAGAAGACUCCUCAAGAUAUUCCAUAAGUGCACGUAAACUUCAUCUACUCAUUUAAAAUAAAGCAUUCACUUGAUUUCCGUGGGUGUGUCACCUGCUUAUGGCCUCCUCUACUCUACAAAUGCACUCCCGUCUUUGAAGAUCUUCAUUUCUGGAAAUCUAUAGGCCAAGAUCAUACAAACAGAUACUUCUGACAAACAAAGGCAGGAAAGAGUGCACCUAGAAUCCAAGUUGCAUAGAUGUACAUGACCAACUCCAGACCUUAAAGAAGGUUCUUUAAUAAGCUCACAUCUACAAACAGGAAAGCAAUCAUAUCUCCACUGUGGGUCCUUAGCAUUAACACAGCCUUGGAGGUUGGAACAAGACCGCUGAGCUUUGGCACCAAUGACUGUGUUGGGAUUUGGGCGAUCAGGAGUCCAUGAUGUGCAAUGGAGCAAAAUUAGUAGCAUCCAUGGGCACUGCCCACUAGGAAGCACUAGCUCUUUCUAUUUACCCCCCCAUUGUGAAGAACUCAGCAAUGCACAUACGUUGCCAAAUAGCCUCUCACAUAGUGCAUCCCUCUAUUGAGAACCAUUGAGCUGGACCCAAACUUUUCCCACAUGGAUGGAAGCUAUGCUGUGGUAAGAGGAGUCUGAGGAAAACUGGUAGGCAAAUAAAACCACACAAGAUCCUCUUGUUCCACAUUGUA